AUGAGCAAGAAUUACCAAAGUGUUCCUCAAGAGGAACCCAUGGAGGGUGGCACAGGCCCUACUCAGGCUCCUCCAGCCUACACAGAAGUAAAUGACUCGGCUACUCCAAAUCCUACCCCGGAUCAAUUCAAGGAUACAAGAACGGUGGCUGAAUGUGGCCGAACGGUUCGAAUGGCAUUCUUGAGAAAGGUAUAUGCAAUUCUGAGUGCUCAACUCUUUGUAACUGCAUUAUUUGGUGGUAUCUUUUAUCUUGAACCGACAUUGUCCCUAUGGGUAAAAAGUCACCCUUGGUUUUUACUCGUCAAUUUCUUUGUGUCUUUGGGUGUCCUUUUCGGUCUUAUUUUGAAGCCUUAUACGUAUCCUAGAAACUACAUUCUGUUAUUUCUAUUUACGGCUUUAGAAGGCCUUACAUUAGGCACUGCCAUCUCCUUUUUCUCAUCUCGCAUCAUUUUGGAAGCUGUAUUUAUUACUCUUGGAAUCUUUAUCGCCCUUACGGCUUUCACCUUUCAAUCCAAGUAUGACUUUAGUCGUCUAGGAGGCUUUCUAUACAUCUCGUUAUGGAUGCUCGUCUUGACCCCCCUGCUUUUUAUCUUCAUGCCUUCCAUGCCAUUAGCUGAAUUGGCUUUUGCUGGUUUCGGCACGCUUGUAUUCUGCGGCUACAUCUUAUAUGAUACUUACAAUAUCCUUCAUCGAUAUUCUGCUGAAGAAUUUAUUAUGUCCAGCUUGAUGUUAUACCUUGACUUUAUCAACUUGUUUGUUCGUGUUUUGCAGAUCGUUGGCAUGCUCCAAGAUGAUGAUCACUAAAAAAAAAAAAAAAAAAACACUACUA
Molecule: messenger RNA, 829 nt
Organism: Schizosaccharomyces cryophilus OY26
Lineage: Eukaryota; Fungi; Ascomycota; Schizosaccharomycetes; Schizosaccharomycetales; Schizosaccharomycetaceae
Exons: 1
Coding region: 1-804 (267 amino acids)
Cellular component (GO): membrane
Source: RefSeq, a predicted model, not a curated record